UUGCAGUGGGACCCCAUGAUCACCACGCUGCCCGGCCUGUACCUGCUCUCGGUGGGGCUGGUGAAACCCGCGGCCUGGCUGCUCGGCUGGACCGGACGCGUCGUGUGCUCGGUGGGAAUGCUCAGGUUUAUCAAUCUCCUCUUCAGUGCCGGCAACUUCUAUUUGCUGUAUUUGCUUCUGCUCAAGAUCCAUCAGAAGAAUAAGGCUGUGUCUGGUUUCCAGAGAAUAUUGUCUGCAUUAACUCUUGCAGUGUUUCCCACCCUUUAUUUUUUUACAUUCCUUUAUUAUACGGAUCCAGGAUCAGUAUUUUUUACUCUCUUUUCCUAUUUAAUGUGCCUUUAUGGUAACCAUAAGACUUCUGCUCUCCUUGGAUUUUGUGGCUUCAUGUUUCGUCAAACAAAUAUUGUGUGGACAGUUUUUUGUGCUGGAAAUGUUGUUGCAGAGAAGCUAAAUGAGGCCUGGAGGACUGAGUUGCAGAAAAAGAAAGAUGAAAAGAUUUCGUCCAGGAAAGGAUCAUCUUCUGAUUUGACCAGAAUACUGCAGUUUCUUGUUCAGUAUCUCGUGUCACCUAAAAACUUAGUUACACUUACUGCUCUAACUUGGCCAUACAUCAUAUUAGUAUCUCUCUUCUUUGUUUUUAUCUUCAUCAAUGGUGGCAUAGUUGUUGGUGAUAGAAGUAGUCAUGAAGCUUGUUUACACUUUCCUCAGCUGUUCUAUUUUCUGUCCUUUACAGUUUUUUUUUCAUUCCCUCAUUUAUUGACCCCUGCUAAAAUCAGGAAAUUCCUUUUGUCAUUGCGAAAGCACCCUGUGCAGUAUAGCCUAAUCACUGUCAUCUCUUUAUUCCUGAUCUGGAAAUUUACUUAUGUCCAUAAAUAUUUACUAGCAGAUAACAGACAUUAUACAUUCUAUGUCUGGAGAAAAAUCUUCCAAAGACAUGAACUUGUAAAAUACCUGUUAGUUCCCUUCUAUGUAUUUGCUGGCUGGAGUUUUACUGAUACGCUCAAGUCAAAAUCAAUAUUCUGGAUCUUAAUGUAUUUUGUGUGUUUAUUAGCAGUCACAGUUCCUCAAAAGUUGCUAGAAUUUCGUUACUUUAUUUUGCCAUUCUUAAUAUAUAGGCUCAAUAUUCCAUUUCUGUCUCUGUAUAGACAGCUUCUGGAGCUGGCUUUUUAUACUUUAGUAAAUGCUGUGACUUUGUAUCUUUUUCUAAACAGAACAUUCCAAUGGGAAAAUAAUGAUGAAGUACAGAGGUUUAUGUGGUGACUUUUUUUAUAUACUUUUAUACCUGA
Ficedula albicollis (Collared flycatcher) is the source of this 1286-nucleotide messenger RNA. RefSeq names its product ALG10B, alpha-1,2-glucosyltransferase (gene ALG10). Gene Ontology annotation, molecular function: dolichyl pyrophosphate Glc2Man9GlcNAc2 alpha-1,2-glucosyltransferase activity. Lineage: Eukaryota; Metazoa; Chordata; Aves; Passeriformes; Muscicapidae. Gene Ontology annotation, biological process: protein N-linked glycosylation; dolichol-linked oligosaccharide biosynthetic process. The record is from RefSeq and is a predicted model, not a curated record. The transcript has 2 exons. Gene Ontology annotation, cellular component: endoplasmic reticulum. The annotation marks the transcript as partial.